AUGUCUUCCUCCGACAAGAAACCAGAAAUCUUGUCCUACUGCAACCCCGAGUUGGGGCCCUUGCCAACACAGAUACCAAACACCGACUCGCCCAUCCUCGACCUCUUUUCGCUCAAGGGCAAAACCGCCUCGAUCACGGGCUCAUCUGGCGGUAUAGGCUGGGCAGUGGCUGAGGGUUUUGCGCAAGCAGGAGCAAACGUGGCCAUAUGGUACCAUUCGCAUCCGGCGGACGACAAGGCCAAGUACUUGGAAGAGAAAUACGGCGUGAAGGCGCGUGCUUACCCUUGUAACAUUAGCGACGCCGACGACGUGAAACGCACCGUUGACGAGAUUGCGGCCGAAUUCGGCGUCAUUGACAUUUUCGUCGCCAACGCCGGCGUUGCAUGGACCGACGGUCUUUUGAUCGACGUGCCCGAUUUAACCAAGUGGAAAACCAUCAUUGACACCGAUUUAAACUCGGUUUUCUACUGUGCUCAUGCCAUUGGGCCAAUCUUCAAAAAGCAGGGUAAAGGUUCCUUGGUGAUCACCGCUUCGAUGUCCGCCACCAUUGUCAACGUUCCACAGGCUCAAGCUGCCUACAAUGCGUCAAAAGCCGCCGUCAAGCACUUGUCCAAGUCCUUGGCUGUCGAGUGGGCGCCAUUCGCCAGAGUCAACUCGGUUUCGCCCGGGUACAUUGCUACACACUUGACAACAUUUGCCGACCCGGCGUUGACUGCCAAAUGGUUGCAAUUGACUCCGUUGGGCAGAGAAGCCAACCCUAAGGAGUUGGUGGGUGCUUAUUUGUAUUUGGCUUCUGAUGCGGCCUCCUUCACCACGGGUGCUGACUUGGCCGUCGACGGGGGUUACACUGUGCCAUAA
Molecule: messenger RNA, 858 nt
Organism: Lodderomyces beijingensis
Lineage: Eukaryota; Fungi; Ascomycota; Pichiomycetes; Serinales; Debaryomycetaceae
Source: the annotation of a GenBank genome assembly